AUGGCGCUGCUGGUGGCCGCGCUGCGGGUCCUGCUGGGCGGCUUCUUCGCGCUCACGGGGGCGGCCAAACUCUCGGAGCAGGUCUCGGCUUCUGCGGCGCAGCAGAUGAAAGCCCUGUUUGAGCAGUUCGCCGAGGUGUUCCCGCUGAAGGUGUUCGGCUACCAGCCAGAUCCCAUGAGCUACCAGGUGACGGUGGGCUGGCUGGAGCUGCUGGCUGGGUUGCUGCUGGCCCUGGGCCCACCGAAGCUGCAGGAGAUCAGUAACUUUCUCUUGAUCGUGCUCAUGAUGGGGUCCAUCUUCACGUUGGUGUCUCUGAAGGAGUCACUGAACACCUGCAUCCCGGCUGUCGUCUGCCUGGUGCUCCUGGUACUGCUGGAUAUCUGCCAGUUCUUAGUCAGAACCGAGAAGGUGGACAGUCCCACAAGGAAGAAGAUGCCAAGUUUAGCCAAGGGAUCCUGA
This is a messenger RNA of Pipistrellus nathusii (Nathusius's pipistrelle), 459 nucleotides long. The record is from the annotation of a GenBank genome assembly. NCBI's taxonomy places the organism in Eukaryota, Metazoa, Chordata, Mammalia, Chiroptera, Vespertilionidae.